AGCGCCCCUAGUAAACGUGAGAGACUUUAAGUGUUGUUUGGUGGAGUUUAGAAAGGUUUCGAGAGAAGUUCCAUUUCUUUCCAUUCCAUGGAGGUCAUUUCAUUCAAGCUCUUAAUUCUUCUAGAUUCUACUGGAAUUCUCCACACUCACUGAUCCUAUGCUUUUUCCACUCCAUCCGUCCACCAUCAUCGGAGCAUCUCACUUCCUCAACCCCCAAUACCUUUCCUCCAUCGCAACUUCAUCCUUUCAUCCAUCUAAACACACAAAUCAGCCAAUUCGAAGAUGUUCGGCGUCGUCUUUCCCAAUCGAAGCUUUCCCAUGGACAUUUCAGCUUUCUCCCAAAUCGACACUUUCCAUUGGGUUCUCGACAUGAACACAUUCGUCGGUGAAGCUUACGAUCAGAUUCGUGAAAUUUGCAUCUUCUUAUUGAAUAAUUUCACUCUUCCCCCCGAUAAAGCUCUGGCUGUCUAUAUUCAAUCCCCUGGAUCUCCCUUUCUCUUCUGUGGUGCUGUAACCCUAGCCAGACCCUCGGCGGUGCUAUCUCUUCCAUGGCCGGAGCCGGGUGGUCAGAUGCAGCUUAUGCCACCCGAUUCGGCUCCUCUCUCAGCUAAAAUUGGAGUCUCCGUCCAGGAUUUGGCUUCCUUGCAGUCGCUUGAUGUGACGGCGGAAAAGCGGAUUGAGCGUCUGGCUCUAAAAGUUGGUGAGAAUCUGUUCAAUUUCAUGCAAUCUUUCUGCGGUGUUGAUGGUUCAAAGUUGAUUGUGCCCAUGGAUAUCUUGGAUAGAUGGUUCAAAAAGUUUCAGGAGAAAGCCAAGCGUGAUCCUGAGUACUUGAAAGGCUUCGUUUUGUAAGGCUCCAUUCCACCCCCCCCAUCAUCUUUUUUUGUUGGGAGGGGAAUAUUUUGUGAUGCUGUAUUGUAGAGUAGUUUGUGUUUAAAUGAAUUAGGUUCUGUGUCUUUUCUAUGUGUUGGCAAAGUCGAUUUUUCCUUCCAAUCUUUGAAUUUCUGUUCUUCUCAUUUCUGUAUUUCACUUUGAUAUGAAAGAAAAUGGGCUUCUGCCAUUGCUGCAGAGAAAGAGCAGCUUGUGGUUCGUUACUAUCCUUCGAAGCUCAUUGAUUUUGAACUCUAGACUGUAUCUUAAUUUUGGGGCUUUAUCUCUCAAUCUGGCCUGGCGCUUUUUGGGAUGUAGAGGGUAUUGCUUGUGCUAUUUUGUGGAAGCUUUGAGGAAAGAAACAACAAAUAUUUUGAAAAAUCAGAGGGGUCUUGUGACCCUUGGUAGAACGAAGAAUCAUACUUCUCUUUGGGUUUGUAAAGAACAACAGAGUUUUGCUUGAUUGGAAGGGUUCUUUUUGUAUUCCCUUUGUUCUGGUUUAUUUAUUCUCAAAGAAAGGUUGGGUAUUUACCGAAGAAAAACGAUAGAUUAUUGUAGGUUUGUACGUGGGCUUUCAGCAAUGGACUCCAUGAUGGCUUGGUAGGGCUCUCUUUUUCUCACCACCAUGGUAGAGCCCUUUUGGGUUGACUAGAGUUUUAUUGGAUAACAUGUAAAGAGCAAACAAUCGAAUGUUAAGGUUCUUGGUUGAAAUUAAUUAUUUCUUGUUCUUUGGAA
Cucumis sativus (cucumber) is the source of this 1602-nucleotide messenger RNA. RefSeq names its product protein OPI10 homolog. The record is from RefSeq and is a predicted model, not a curated record. NCBI's taxonomy places the organism in Eukaryota, Viridiplantae, Streptophyta, Magnoliopsida, Cucurbitales, Cucurbitaceae. The transcript is spliced from 2 exons. The coding region runs from base 283 to 849 and encodes 188 amino acids. Gene Ontology annotation, cellular component: nucleus; cytosol. Gene Ontology annotation, biological process: protein import into nucleus. Gene Ontology annotation, molecular function: nuclear import signal receptor activity.